Molecule: messenger RNA, 3144 nt
Organism: Durusdinium trenchii
Lineage: Eukaryota; Dinophyceae; Suessiales; Symbiodiniaceae
Source: the annotation of a GenBank genome assembly
CGCUGUUCGUAUCCAUCACGGGCCACAAGACGAAUCCAUGGCGCCGGCUGAGCUGGAGACCUAUGCCUUCAAUGCGGACAUCAGCCAGUUGAUGUCCUUGAUCAUCAAUGCCUUCUACACUAACAAGGAGAUCUUUCUGCGAGAGCUGAUUUCAAACGCGUCAGAUGCGCUGGACAAGAUCCAAUUCCAGGCUUCACAAGACCCUUCGAAGUUGGAAUCCGAGCCGAACUUGUGCAUCAAAGUAACGCCUGACAAAGACACUGGAAGUGUCACUGUAGAAGACACUGGGAUUGGCAUGACCAGAGAGGAGAUGAUCCUGCACUUGGGCACUAUUGCAAAGUCUGGGACCAAAGCAUUCAUGGAGGCUGUGUCGUCUGGAGCAGACAUGUCAAUGAUUGGUCAGUUCGGGGUUGGCUUCUACAGUUCGUACUUGGUGUCUGAGAAAGUCCGCGUCGUCUCAAAAAGCAACGAUGACGAGCAAUACAUUUGGGAGUCAACCGCUGGAGGUACGUUUCUGGUUUGGAAGGACACAACCUUUGAGCACGGAGUUCUCAAGCGAGGAACCAAGGUGAUUUGCUAUCUCAAAGACGACCAGGCGGAGUUUCUGGAGAGUGAUCGCCUCAAGGAGCUCAUCAUGAAGCACUCCGCGUUUGUUGGCUUUCCAAUUGACUUGCGAAUGGAACACCGCAAGGAAGAAGAAAUUGAAGUCGAGGAGGACGGAGCACCAGAGAAGAGGAGAAAGGUGACGGUGAGCUACUCCUGGGAGCUCAUGAACAAGAACAAACCCUUGUGGCUGCGUCCUCCCGAGAGUGUAUCUCAUGAGGAAUACGCAGACCUCUACAAGUUCCUAUCUGGCGACUGGGAGGAUCAUUUGGGCGUGAAGCACGUGACCCAGGGUGGCCAGGUCGACUUCAAAGCACUUCUCUUUUGCCCAAGAAAUGCCCCAAAGGACAUGUUCGAUAUGGGGAAAAUGUCGCAGCGAUUUAGCAUUCGGCUCUAUGUUCGCAGGGUCUUCAUCAAGGAGUUCAAUGACCUGAUCCCGAAAUGGAUGGGAUUUAUCAAAGGAAUUGUCGACAGCGAUGACAUGCCUCUGAACAUUAGCAGAGAGAUGCUGCAGCAGAAUGCUAUCUUGAAGCACAUCAAGACGGGUCUUCAGAAGAACAUCUUCAGCAUGUUUCAAGAACUUUCCCAGGACAAAGAGCGAUUCAAGAGCUUCCAAGAGGCCUUCUCACAGUGCCUGAAACUGGGCGUCUACGAGGAUCAUGCCAACAGGGAGCAGAUUAUUCCACUUCUUCGAUACCACUCCUCAAAAUCCGGGGAGGAACUUGUUGGUCUUGAUGAGUACGUUGGCCGAAUGAAGCCAGGCCAGCGUCACAUCCUCUACAUCACCGGACGAACGAAGCGCGAUGCAGCCAGGUCUCCCUACAUUGAGGGCUUGAAGCGAGAUGGCUUCGAGGUGCUGUACAUGACGGACCCGGUUGAUGAAUAUGCUGUUCAAUUUCUGAAGGAGUAUCGCGGAUACGAAGUGCUGAGCUGCAUGAGCAUGGAUGCUGCUCGACUUCUAGAUCAUCGCUCUGAACAGGACCUGAAGGCUGAAUUGGAGCCCCUGAGGAGACGAGUCGCAGAGCUUUUGCGCCCCACGGUGCCAAGCCUAAGCGUCAGCCUGGCAUCUGGCAUCCCAGCAGAUUGUUGUGCACGUCUUGCAGAGUCCCAGGAGGGCCCAGUUUUGGAGCUAAACUUCAAGCACAGCUUGCUUAAGGAGUUGGGCAAACACUCAAGCUUUGCAGAGGUCUCCAGACAAGAUGAUUUGGCUGCAGAUCUUGGCAGGUUACUCUAUGACUUGGCUGCCUUGGAAAGCGAUCCAGACCCCAAGUGGAGUUCUGCAUGCGAGAAAUGCCAGGAGCUUCUUCAGGCUCUCAACAUCGGUGACAGUGAGGCUGCAGAUGAACUACCAGCUCUUGGCACAUUGGUUUCCGAGGAGGGCGAAGCCGAGAAGAUCGAGAUCAGCCCGGCAAAGGCGGCAGAUGAGGCUUUGCUCUCUUGUGGCCGAUGCGUGCGCAUUGCCCGCCCAGAUCGUGCCCGACGGGCUAUGAUUACCUUCGUGGAUGAGGAUGCCAAGACUGUCGAUGUGCUCUACCCAAAGCCGCGUAGCUCAUCUCAGGAGGAAGAAGAGGAGGGAGUACCAAUCAAGUACGUGCAGUCACUGGAGGGCUUCGAGCUCUUGAGUCCAGUUGAGGACACGGUCUUCAAGUUUGGAAGUGCAGCAAAGGAGAAUGGCAAUCUGCUCUUCACGAUGAAGGAUUUUGAGGCCGCUGCAGAGUUCUACAGCUCCGGCAUCGCCAAGUUCGCGUCGCGAAAUAUCCAGCGAGGGGAUCAGGUACUAGUGAGACAAGUGGAUUCCGAGAAGGCAAAGACGACACUCAUACAGAGCACCGUUUUGUCUCUGGAUGCAGAGGGCCUGUGUGAGCUGUCCAAUGGUUGUGAAGUGCCAGCGACCGAGCUUUUGCCAAUUUGUCAAGAGCUCUUGCCGCUGCACACAUCUCUCUACAUGAAUCGGGCUCGCUGCCGGCAGAACCUUGGUCGUCACAAAGAGGCCUCGCAGGACCUCACGGCUGUUCUGGGUUUGUGGAGUGCUGCAGACAAGCGCCUAUUGCAGGCGGACCCAGAGAUGAAGGAAGCAGAAGAAAAAGGACUGACCGUCUUCUCGAUGAGUCUGAGAGAUCGAAUGACAAGCGGUCUCGCCGCUCGAAUCGAAGGCCUCUACACAGCCGAGUACCUGCGAAGUAGGUCGAGGCUUGCUCGAGGUCUGGCACGUGCAGCAAGUCAGGAUGUGAAGGAUGCGCUCGCUCGGAACCCACCUGCUGCAACUGUCAAACAGCUGAAACAGCUGAAGGCAGAGGUGCAGGCUGCUCAAGAGAAGCAGCGGCAACUGAACGGGCCUUUGGCUAAGGAGCUGGCGAAGCUCGUAAUCUCAUUGAGAGGUGGGCCUGAAAUCUCCUGAUUCAGAACAUUGUGCAGCUGGAGCGGGAGGUGUGCAUGUCGAGGUGGAAUCCAUACAGGAUUCUCUCAAAAGACAUGAUAUACCAUUUGCCCGAGUCUAGCUCAGUGCAAAAGGAUCUGCAAGGCCACUUUACUUGCCACCGC